AUGGCGCGUGAGCCGGGUCGGUCUGUCUCGCCCGACAGCUCUGGCGCCGACUCGCCUGGACCGCGCCAGUGGAGGAACCAGCUAGGGGCCGAGGACACACCACCGACCGACAAGCACUACCGCAAGUAUGCGAGCGGCGUCGAGAGGGCGCUCUCGCUGUUCGACACGGCCCUGCAGGAAUGGGCCGAUUAUAUAUCUUUUCUGAACCGAUUGCUCAAGGCCCUUCAAGCUCGACCGUCCUCCGUCUCGGCCAUCCCCUCCAAGGCCACCGUCGCAAAACGGCUGUCGCAAUGCCUCAACCCCUCGCUGCCCUCGGGGGUCCACCAAAAGACCCUCGAGGUGUACAGCUUCAUCUUUGCCGUCAUCGGCCACGACGGCCUCUCACGCGACUUGCCUCUAUACUUCCCCGGCCUUGCGUCUGUUCUCUCGUUCGCCUCGCUCACCGUCCGCGCGCCGUUUCUCGAUCUGCUCGAACGAUACUUUCUUGGUCUUGAUCCCCGCUCGCUGCGGCCGGCUAUGAAAGCGGUGAUUCUUGCGCUGUUGCCCGGGUUGGAGGAGGAGACAAGUGAGGACUUUGAGCGGACAUUGAAGCUGGUGGAGCGGUUUAAAGCUGCGAUUCGGCCGGCGGGCAGCGAGGACAUCACGGAGGUGCAUUCGUCGGGGGACGAUUUCUUUUGGCAGUGCUUUUUUCUCGCGUCCAUCACCGGGCAGACCAGGAGAACGGGGGCCUUGGCGUAUCUCUUGCGCUCGCUCCCUCGUCUCGGCCAAACGCCGCAGUCUGAUUCCUCGAAUACGGGCCCCGACGCAGAAGUAGCCAAGCGACUAUCGCAACUGGUCACCUCGCCAGAACCCGGGCUGCUCAUCCGCUGCUUCGCCGCUGGCCUGGCCGACGACCAACUGCUCAUCCAGCGCGGCUACCUCGACCUGCUCGUCACCCACCUUCCACUACACUCCGAGGUCCUGCAGGGCAAAGCCAAGGACAAUGGCGACCUGGAGCUUCUGCUACGGGCCGCGGCAGGAGUGACGGUCCGGCGAGACAUGAGCCUCAACAGACGGCUGUGGUCGUGGCUGCUCGGGCCCGAACCACCAGCCUCAGGCGACCACGACGGCGCACCCGACUCACCGACCUCGACAUCCGCCCACGGCCACGGCCACGGCUUCUCCUCGCGGACCACCUACUUCGAACAGUUCGGCCUGCAACCACUCACGCGCGCGCUGCUGGCUCUAGUGAAGCUAGACACAGGCGGCAACCCGGCCGAGCGCGCGCGGCCGUACCGCAUCUGUCUCUCGCUGAUGGACCGCUGGGAGAUUGGCGGGCUUGUGGUGCCGGCGCUCUUCCUACCGAUCGUGAAUAGCGUUAAGGAGUUCAAGGCCAAGGCCGCGAGCCGGGCUGACUUUGCCGAGGUGCUGCGGAGUGCGAGCGUGUUCUUUGAUGGUGUCGAGAGUGGGUUGAUUUAUGGCGAGAUUCUCGCGCUUAUGACGCAGGCUGUUGGGCCGGGGGAGCUGUCGUUGUUGCAGCGUAGAGAGAAAUUGGAGUUGGUCAGGUUUGUGUUGGGCAGCUUUAAUGUAAGGGAGGAGGAGAUGGUCACUAUCCAUGCUCCUCUUACGGCGCUGGCGGUGCUCUGCAUGGUGGAAGAGCAGGGCAGUGGGAACUCAGGCGCAGACGCAUCGACACGGCCUGAUUCGGCGCUGUUGGAAUUUGCCCUGGGCAUUGCGAGCAACUUGCUAGAACUGGUCCCAGAACGGGCGUUUUCAACGGAAACAGCCGACAAACCCACGCCAUCACAAAAAGUCCACGAGACCUCCAACACCGACCUCCUCCACCAAGUCCGAACAUUCUACGUCACAGACCAAGGCAACCUCGAAGCCUCACCACCGCCCUUCGACCCGUCCACACUCGCCCACCACCUCCUCCAAAAAGCCUCCGACCUCACCUGCGCAUCCUUAACCCAGCAGACGCCGGGGGGUCCCUCCCAAAGCGCCUCGGUAUCCCCCAAAAGCCGAAUCCUCACCCUCCUCCUCCCCAAACUCCCCUCACCCACCUCCCCGCCGUUUAACACCGCCCAAUUCCUCUCCGCCCUGCACAACUGCCUCUCCCCCCCUUCUCCUCCUUCUACUAGCAGUCCAACCCUCCCAUUCACAACCUACACCUCCAUAAUCUCCCUCGCCAGCCACCUACACGCCUCCCAGCGCAUCUCCCCCGCCCAGCUUUCUGAUCUCGUCGUGCCUUUGGUUCAGCACGCAUGGCGGUACCUGUCGGCUGCGGAACCGAAAUACCAUGUUGAGACGACACGGAGUUUGUGGAGGUUGCAGAGCGUGUUGGGGGAGGGGAAUCGGGAUGUGGAGGCGGCUGUUUGUGCUUUGAUGCUUAAGCAUCGCGACACCGCCGGUUGGGGUGGACGGGGAAGUUGGGGUGUAGUAGGAGGUAGGCCGUCAGAUGCAGGCCGAACCUUCGCAGUCUUAUGGACACAUACCCUCCAAGACCACGGCCCAACCAGCGGAAGCGGAAGCGGCAGUGGUGGCAGCAACAGCAGCAGCAAACCCGGCAACGACAAGACCGACGGGAAGGACAAUAACAACAACAACAACAACAACAACAACAACAACAACAGGAGGGAUAGCAGAAAGGGGGGUUUUCCGCUGUUGGCCGGGAUGGAACACUACGAGAUCAUGCUGACCCGCCCGCUGUUUCUGAUGCUGGACGCGCUGGUGGAUGAGAGGACGCAGUUGUUUAUGACGGCUAAGACGUGGUUGGGGCAUUUGAUUGGGAUGGAUAAGUUGUUUGCUGUUUUUGUGGGGAGGUUUGCUGAACUCUCUUUUUUGAGGCGGGGCCGCCAACGGCUGGAAUCUAGCGCUUCGGGGGGGGGCAAGGGUGAAAAAGAAGGGGAAGGGGGUAAGGGGGGUGAGGGUGGUGAAAAGGGGGGUGAAGGGCAAGGGGGGGAUUUUGGAGAGGAUGAUGAUUUGGGUUUGGCGCUCUACUAUGUUCGGUCGCUGUCGAAUGUGUUAAGGUGGGCGCCUGAGGCUGCGUGGGGGGUGUUGGCGAAGAGGUUUUUACGGGUGGGGGAUUAUGAGCCGUCUUUGGGUGAGAUUAUCCCCGGCGAAGACGGCCCCGAGGCCACAGCAACCCAACUACACCGCGCAGCCCUCACGGUCCUCCAUCAAAUCCUCCUCAACCCUUUCGCCGACCAACUGGCCAGGCUACACCUUGAACACGCCCUGAUCGCCAAACUGCAGCACUCCCUCACCGGCCCCGACCCGUACGUCCAGGUCUUACUGCUCGAUGUGGUCUACGCGGCGCUCAAGCUGCGGGAACUAGCCGCACCGGCCGAAGCCCCGCCUUCUUCGCCAACGCAGGAGAAACGAACGGGUUUAUCCGGGCUGGGACUGGGACUGGGCCAUCUCGAUGGGGCUCGAAGUUCGCGGGUGUCGUUGGUGGGUGGUGGUGGUGAAAAACAACAUCACUACCAACACAACCAACAUCACCCGACCGGACAUGCACAACCGCAGGCCCCACCGCCGGCCUUACUGAAAUGCAUCCUCGCCGGCCUCAACGCCCCGAGCAGUCGACCGGUCCUCGACAGCUGGGUCGGCUUCCUAACCGAGUGUCUUCCGCUCUUUGGGAAUACCAUCUUCCAGGUGCUGAUCCCGCUGGUCGGGACGCUGUGUCGGCAGAUUGGGGAUACUUUUUAUAGUCUGCAGCGUCUGUUUCGCGUGGGGGGGACCACGGGGAUUACAGAAACAGCAGGAGGAGAGUCAAGAGAGGGCGCCGGCCCCGAAACAACGCUCAUCUCCCUGCUCAACGGCCUCGAGCAGGUCCUGGCGCGAGGACACGACCGGCUGCUGGCGGAGGAAGCGAGGGCGCAGGCUAUUCGCGGGCCUGAUCAGCCGCAGGGGUUCUUCGGGAAUAUGGUGUCGGGGGUGUUUGCUUCGGAUUCGUCUGCUGCGACGGGGUCGAGUACGGCGGGGGCAGCUGGGGCUGGGGCUGGGGGAGCAGGAGGAGGUGGGACGGGAGCUGGGGGCCAGACGCGCGGUGCUACGGCGAAUGAUCGGUUGACGGUGUUGUUGGCGUUUCAGGAUGCGGUGAGGAUGUGUUUUACUAUUUGGUCGUGGGGGCGGGGGGAUGUUGCGUCUGUUUCUGCUUCUUCCUCUUCUACCGGUACUACUGCUAUUAGUGGCAGUGCUGUCGGGAAACAAGACCCCAGCUCUGCGGCCUCGUGGAACUACACCUCUCUGCGCAUGCGCAACCGCGCCCGGCGACUGUUAGAACAUUUGUUUGCGGCCGAGACGCUGGAGUGUCUGGAGACAGUCAUCGGCAUCUGGCGGAGCGCCUUGGACACCGACAGCAGCGCAAGUAACAGCAACAACAACACCGCAGCCGAAGUCUUCAACCUCCUCCCAGCCCUGGACGGUUCCCGACCCAAACACACCAUCCCCGCCUUAUUCAACGCUCUCUACAGCCGGACCAACCCCGGAGUCUUAGACCCGUCGCGACGGUCGACGCUGACGAUUGAGCUGGCGGAUACGGAUUUGGUGAUUUUCCUGGUGGACUACACGCGCUCGUUGGAGGACGAUUCGAUGGAUGAGAUCUGGCAGGAUUGUAUGGCGUUUUUGAGGGAUAUCUUGGGGAAUCCGUUUCCGCAUCGGCAGACGCUGCCGAGUUUGUUGGAGUUUGCCGGGGUGUUGGGGGAGAAGGUGGAUAAUACGAAUUUUGGGGAGCAGAGGAAGAUGAGGAGGGAUUUGGCUGACCUCUUCCUGCGCCUGCUCACGGCCAUCUUCACGACCCGCCCGAGCAGCUUCGAGAUCGCGUCGGGGUCCAACACAACCGCCCCCUCCGACAAAAUCGAAAAAAGAAACAAACUCCCCGCCGAGCGCGCCGACGACGUGGUCGCCAUCCUAGCCGCCAUCGUGCCCAACCUCCCCAAGAUCCUCGUCGAGCACGACCGCGUACUAACCGCCGCCACGGCCAUCUCGACCAACGUCAUCGGCCCAGCCCUGCGCGCCAAAGCCUUCCCUGACACCGUCUCACACACCAUGCUCUCCCUCCUCCAAGCCCUCGCUCGCCUGCCGAGCCCCGGCGGUAACAGCAGCAACAGCAACAGCAUCCAAAAGUCCUGGCGCAAAGACGUCUCCGACGCCUUCCACGACCCGCGUUUCUUCAGCGCCCCGCUGCACCUCGUCCACCCUGGCCCAGGGACCGAGGUCGGCUGGCUCCCCCUCCUCCGCCAAUGGACCGCCACCUCCGGCCCCAGCGACAAAGACCGCAGCAUGCCCGACCUCCUCUCCCGUCUCACCCCGCCCACCACAGCCGGCAUCGUCUUCGGCGUGGGCGCCACCUCCGCCCGCCUCGAAGCCGACCGCAAAACCCAGCUCAACCUCCGCCGCAUCGCCACAUUAGUCCUCGCCUGCCCUGCCGACACCUUCGUCGCUGAUUUGCCGCUAAUCACAGACAAAAUAACCGAACUCCUCUCCGCCACGUCUACCUCCUCCCCGUCAUCAGCCACCCGCGCAGAGGUCUACAUGCUCCUGCGCGCUUUGCUCUUGCGGAACGGCGCCGUGCACCUGGCUCCGCUCUGGCCGGCUGUUAAUGCGGAAUUACACGCCGCGGUGGCAUCGGUGGUAGCGGCGGACCAUAGCGCGGCGUCGGACACGUAUGGGAAUAGCGCGGUGUUGCAGGCGUGUAAGUUGCUGGAUUUGUUGGUGUGUGCUGCGCCGGAUGAGUUUCAGUUGCACGCUUGGUUGUUUGUGGCGGAUACGGUGGAUGCGGUUUAUCGGACGUCGUUUGGGGGGGCUGGCGGGUAUGAGCCGGUGGCGUUGGUUGAUGAGGUUUGUGAGGAGUUGGGGGCUGGUCCGUCUUCUGGUGGUCUUGCUGGACAUGUUUCGGGAACAGGUUCAGGGCCAGGGUUAGGGUUCCCCGACCAACACCACCACCAUCAAACAAACACUGGAAACAACAGUAACAACACAAGCUACCCCCACCACACAACAUCCGUAGGCGGCCUACGACGUCCAUUGCUAGGAACCCCAGGGGGAAUCAGAGAUGAAGUGGGGAUGGAGAGGAGGGAUGAGUUGGUGGCGAAGGUGUUGCGGCCGUUUUUUGCGCAGCUGAGUAUUUAUGCGUUUGAGUCGACGUAUGCCAUGGCGCCGGUCGAUUGGGAGGGGUGUGUGGGGGGACUGGUGAGGGAUGUUUUUGAUGAGAGGAGUAUUGUGAGGGGGGUUUAG
This is a messenger RNA of Dichotomopilus funicola, 6219 nucleotides long. Its product is annotated as Dopey, N-terminal-domain-containing protein. Gene Ontology annotation, biological process: Golgi to endosome transport. Gene Ontology annotation, cellular component: trans-Golgi network; endosome. The record is from RefSeq and is a predicted model, not a curated record. Bases 1 to 6219 code for a protein of 2072 amino acids. The transcript is spliced from 5 exons. Lineage: Eukaryota; Fungi; Ascomycota; Sordariomycetes; Sordariales; Chaetomiaceae.